UGCUGUAGCUUUGUAUAAUCAGGCAUACAUUACAAUCAACCUUUCCGAAGGAGACUACAAAGCUAAAGCAAGAAGAUAUCUAAAGGACGCUGAGAAUGCUCUGGAUGUUCAUGUCUCAGAAACUACCAAUACACAGGUAUCUGUCCACAUAUCUUCAACAAGUAACUUUGAGCCACACAAUAAGGAUGCCAAUAAUUUCCAGGCACAAAUGGAGGCCAGAAUGAAUAUAUUCAAAUCCUGGAAGGAAUACAUUCAACGUGCCAUUAAGAAACUUGACGAGCUUGAGAAAAGCAAUGAUGAUGCAGUUGCAGAAGAUUCAUCCGUUUACGCACUCUCUGAAGAUAAGAAUUUCAUUGUUAUGAAUGAGCUGGUGGCACUCUAUGAAUAUGGCCUUGGCAUUGUUUUUGAAGUGAAAAAGAAGCCUCGGUUCUGUUUCGAUGCCUUGAUCUGUUUUAUCCUUGGGGUGAUCCAAGUAAUUGCUGGCAUUCUUGUUUGUGCCCUGUCAUUUGGCACAGCCAGUCAGUUUGGUCUUGGUUUGAUCUCUGAGGGAGUGUCAGAUAUGAUUAAUGGAAUUGAGGGGAUGAUUAAAGGGACUUUUGACUGGGCCUCAUGGGCUAUAUCCAAAAGCAUCAGCAUUGGGAUGGCCUUGCUUAGUGCUGGAUUCAGCACUAUUAAGAAAGUGGUCACAACGGGAUUUAAGGUCACGAAAGGUCUUCUCACUGGCACGAAGUCCUUCUCAUCUCUUGCAGACGAUGUUCUGCAGUCAGGAAAGAAACUCUUCCUGUCCUUAAAAGGAGCAGCAAAACAAACCACAUCCUCAUUCAGUAAACAAGCUUUCGGAAGUACAGUGAAGAAAUUAUCAUCAUCUACGGCAGUUAAACAAAAUUUCAAACACGCUUCAAGAUAUGCUCUUCAAGAACUUGGAAAGGAAGCUGCGAACAGUGCAUUGAACUAUCUGAUUGAUGAAGGAGUUCAAGCAUUUUUUAAAACUAUUUUGCAAUCAUCUUUCAAAGAUACAGUCACCUCUGCAGUUAAACAGAAUGAUCAGCUGGCUCUUGCUCUCACUGACUUCAUUAGUUCAAGCGUUCCAAAAGCUGCCUUGGAGAAAGAGCCAAAUGAUUUUAAGAUAAACAAGAAAUAUGAGACGGUGAUUCAAGAAACUGUGGAUACUAUGACUGACAUUGUCAUUUCUGACCUCAUGAUAGACUGCACAACAGCUCAUGAUGUUAUUAAUAAACUCACUGAUGUGUGUGAAAAAGCAACCGACAUUAUGGAACAAGCAAGGCUCCCAGGUGUUACAAAAAGACUUGUGAAAUUAUUGGAGGCAGCUGACUACACCUCCCGCUUUGUUGAAUGUUUGUCAUCUGUCCCUACAAAGAAAAUCAUUGAUGAGACAUUAGUUCCAAAAUUAUUAGAAAAGAUUAAUGAGGUACAACUAGAAAUGGGUGAGUCCAGUCAGGAUGAAAGACGCAAUCUACCAGAUGUGAAACGCCUGAAAGAUGAUCUCCUUUGCAACAUUGCUGAAAAAGUUUCCCAAGCAUUUAUCGAAUCUUGCUCUGGGCAUAUAACCAAUAUCAUGACAAAAUCAUUUAAAAGAAAGUUGAACAAAGCUACUGGAAAAGCUGUUGGAAAUGUACUAGGCAAAUAUAAAACUCAAAGUUUUUUUGAUGAUCAGAGGCAUAAGCACAACAUGAAAUCAGCUAGUCACAAGAAAGAUAAGACUCUGUCAGAGUCAGAGGAGAAGGAGCUGAAGAGUUACUUAGAGGACAUUAGCAACGUAAACCACGCAGCCACAGCUUUUGACAUUUAUGUCCUCACAAAAAGCGAUCUGAUCCAGGGCAAAGGAAUCCGAUUAAUUGUGUGUGACAAACAUGGACGUCGCCUCUCAGAGGAAUGUUACCCUGGCAUGGAUAACUCAGCUGGAGAAAUAACGCUCAGGUUAACAAAACAGCCAGUGACUACACAGAAAAAGGGAAUAUAUUCUUGGAUUAAAAAAAGAGUUCUUGGAGAGAGAGAACCAUACCUUGGACAUUUUGACAUAAUUCAAGCAAAUGGAAAAGUAAUCCAAGUGAAAUCUGACAAACAGAACUGCCUCUAUCAUGCCAUUGUUUUGGCCACAAGCAACAACCCAGAAGAUGUCAAACAAGAGGCAGUGAGGCUUCGUGAGAAAGUAAAAAAUGAAGUUAAGCUAAACUUUAAGUCAUAUACACAAAUGCUCAGGCUUCAGAAGGGAUAUGAUGAGACUCACAAAAACCCUGGGAAAUAUGCCAUUACUGGAGGAAUCAGACAGGAGAGAGACAAAGCAAAGGAGGCCAGAAAAAAACAUCAGGAGACUCUGAAGUCUUUUCAUUUGAGCAAGGAGGAAUAUGAGAUUAUCAAAGCCUACAACCUUGGUUAUGUGGAUAACUAUAAAUGUGUGACACAUGUUCGUAAUACCAGUGAAAACAACGGCAAUAAUAACAGGAAAAGGACAGUGAAUGCAGACCAUAUUCCACCAAAAAAUUCCAUUAAAAUGGCCUGGCAAUGCAUACAAGCUAACCCUGAGAGGAGAGAAGAGCUCAAGACACAAAAUCCAGGACUUUACAACAUGUUACAGAGUUCUGAGAAUGACCAGCUUGCCAUGGAGGUUUUCAAAUCACAUCACAUGCAAGCCUUAACCACUGGAAGAAGCAAAGAGUCUACACUGUGCAGAGAACUGAUUACUGAAAGUCUUGUCGGUGGAGACACAGAGAAAAUGCUGAAGCAUUCUCUGAUUUUGGCCAAUCCACAAAUGUCACAGCAACUCAAAAGGGAUGCAGGGGUCACUCUCAAACCACAACAACAUAUAAUGACUACUCAGAAAUACUACAAAAUAGGGUACACUUCAGUAGUGGAAAUAUACUUUGAACGGGGUGUCAUCGAUCAGAACCAGAAAGAACGACUAUCAGCAUGGGUGCAUCAAGACAAAUAUUUGAGCAAUGAAACUCCUGAGUAUCAAGAAAUCCUGAAAAAAAUUAGAAAAAAUGAUUAGAAAACAUUAGCUGAAAGCCUCUUCUGCGGUCAUAGGGAUAGAGGGAUAUUGUAUCUCUUGUCUGUUUGAGGAGGAGCAGAGCAGUUUACCUGCACUGUUGCCCUGUGUUUCCUGCAUAGCUUUUUAGGGCAUAUUUCUUGAAAUCAUAUUCAGUGUAUUGUUGACUGUUUUAAUUUCAUUGACCAUGUUUGAAAACAUUUAAGCACACAGUUGCUGAAACAGAUAAUCACCAAUGAAAAUUAUUUCAACUGCACAAACUGAAUCAAUCAUGCAUUAAUCAUGAAAGUCAUCCGCAUAUGAUCAAAAACAAUCUGUAAUUUAAUUUGUAAUGUGACAGCCGAUUUC
Molecule: messenger RNA, 3355 nt
Organism: Chanos chanos (milkfish)
Lineage: Eukaryota; Metazoa; Chordata; Actinopteri; Gonorynchiformes; Chanidae
Exons: 6
Coding region: 209-3010 (933 amino acids)
Source: RefSeq, a predicted model, not a curated record